This is a messenger RNA of Podospora pseudocomata, 4519 nucleotides long. It is a transcript of the gene HOF1, whose product is annotated as formin-binding protein. The record is from RefSeq and is a predicted model, not a curated record. Gene Ontology annotation, biological process: cytoskeleton organization. NCBI's taxonomy places the organism in Eukaryota, Fungi, Ascomycota, Sordariomycetes, Sordariales, Podosporaceae. The coding region runs from base 909 to 3896 and encodes 995 amino acids. Gene Ontology annotation, cellular component: cytoplasm; cytoplasmic side of plasma membrane; mitotic actomyosin contractile ring, proximal layer. Gene Ontology annotation, molecular function: phospholipid binding; protein binding. The transcript has 5 exons.
GAUGCCGUUGGGGGUUGCGUUGACCCGAUUGUUAAAGGCCUGGGCGACUGCGGUUAGAGACGACAUAGUGGGCUUGCGGGCGAGAGAUCUUUUGCCACCUGCCCAAGCACCCAUAAGCCGAGCGACUUUGGUUGCUGCGACUCAACUACCAGUGAUGUUGAUUGAGCUGGAACCCGAGCGAUAGACGCUUAGGACCCGUCAAUACCUAAAGAAGCACAAUUUUGACCUUGGAUAAUGUGCCCCUUUCCGAAGAAGGCGGAUCUGAGCACCACGUUGUUAGCGCAGGACAGCCAACGAAUAGGGAGCAAUCGAGCAAGGCUUUCCCAGCCCCUCCUUAACACAUCAUCAGCUCGUGAGGGUCUUCCCACUUUUCUGUCUGACCCACGACGACAAUUCCCUCUCCAGAAACCAUCCUCAAUCUUGACAAAAGGCCUUGAGUUUGGUUUACCGUCGCCAAAACACCACAAAAGCAAGAAAAGCGGCUCGGCGCUUGUGCAGUGUGGUUGCCCCUCGCGACCAACCCAUCCAACCCGGCGUCAGCGGCAAAGGAAGUCAACACUUGUGCAGCAGGAAACCAAGAACUGUUGCUCUCUUUCCCUUUCUUCAACACCCAUUAUACAUUCCAGAUCCAACCCCCCCUUCUUAACUCACCCGGCAUAUUGAAACUGUCUUUACCAGCCCUUUUACCGCAGCGGCAAUCUUCCUUUUGUGUGUCUUGUCUCGCUGGCCGACUUUGCGCGCGGGUUUUCCAUAUCGAUUUUUGCAACACUAUAUCAGAUUGAAGAGCACAUUGCCCGCGACGCUGCGGCGCCAUAGCAAAAUUUCCUAGUGUUUUCCGGGGAUUUACACUUGAAGCAGAAAGGAGAAAUACCUAGGUCAAUUUCAGUUUCGCUUCUCCGUCAGGCGCCAUGACGGCCGAUUACAACGAUGGGCCGGCCGUCGCCCUUUCUUUCGCCAACAACUUCUGGGGUAAAGACGAUGCUGGUGUCGGACCCCUGCUCGAGCGCAUGGCAAACGCCAAGCUCACAUGCGAUGAACUCAAGAACUUCUACAGCGCCCGCGCAUCUAUCGAAGACGAUUACGCCCGAAAACUACUCUCGCUAUGCCGCAAGAACCUGGGUUCGCAGGAGACGGGGACUUUGAGACAGUCGCUGGAUAUUGUCCGGGCUGAAGUCGAGUCGAUGGGCAAACAGCAUCAGCAUAUCGCGCAGCAAAUGAAGAGCGAACUCGAGGAACCCCUGGCUGCGUUUGCUGGUGGGAUGAAGGAGCGACGAAAGAUUGUGCAGAACACGGUGGAGAAGCUGCUCAAGACCAAGGUGCAGCAGACGCAGAUGGUCAACAAGACGAGAGACAAGUACGAGCAGGAGUGUCUCAAGAUCAAGGGCUACCUCGCGCAAGGGCACAUGGUCAUGGGCCAAGAGGAGAGAAAGAAUAAGGCGAAGUUGGAGAAGACACAGAUCAGCUUGGCUGCCUCCAACGCCGAGUACGAGGCUGCGGUCAGGGCGCUGGAGGAGACAACGGCGAGGUGGAACAGGGAGUGGAAGGCGGCGGCUGACAAGUUCCAGGAUUUAGAGGAGGAGCGCUUGGAUUUCACCAAGAGCAGCCUCUGGCAGUUUGCGAAUAUUGCAUCGACUGUCUGCGUUAGUGACGACUCUUCCUGCGAAAAGAUCAGGCUGUCCCUGGAACAUAUGGAGGUGGAGAAGGACAUAAUAACGUUCAUCACCGAGAAGGGGACUGGUCAGGAGAUCCCAGAUGCGCCAAAGUACAUCAACUUUUGCCGGGGGGAUAUGGAUUCCCAGUCGGAGGUGUCGGACGAUGAUAAUUAUUCGGUCGCGCAGUUUUCGAGGAGUAUAAACCCGGCUUUCCGCUCUUCGUCGCCACAACCCUCGACUUUUGAGUCUCAUCACGAUCCGAACUCGGCAUUGGCACGGAAGCUUCAUGGUGAUCCUGAGCCGGCACGAGGCCAAGCGGCGGCGUUGCCUCAGAAGGCGAUUGCUGCUGCGGUCCCGGUUAUUCCCCAGCAAGACUUGAAACAAGAUCAACGGAGGGCAGCGCCUAGAGGCUAUCAGUCUCCUCAAGCCAGCAACAUGGACUACGACCCCAACGAGUUCGCGCCUGUUCCUCACGAUCCCUACCCAAUGGAUGGCAUGACCAUGCUCUGCCGGCCCACAGCUUCAGACCUCAGCACGGCGCCAUCUGCCACAUCAGCCCGACCCUCUAGCAGAGGCUCCCACAGCGAGACGUCCUUCUCUAGUCAAGAACCGCCCCAGCAAGCCAUGGCGCCCGUCAAACAGCAGCAGCAGCAGCCACCAGCCCAACAGCGCCAACCCCCUGUCCAACAACAGCAACAGCAACCACCUCAACAACUCCAACAACAGCAACAGCCCCAACAAGGCAGUGAGUCCCCCGACAAAAAGGUCAUCAAGAAGAAGAGCGGGUUCUUUGGAAACAACAGUCCCUUCCGCAGAAAGAGCACCAAGGAAGUCGCCCCCAACAGCAGAAACACCUGGCACCCCACCAACAACCAGCGUCCCCAGCUCACGGGGGCUUUUAACAAGAGCAACGACCAGGUCAUCACCCCCGACCGAAGCGUCAGUCCCGAUCCCAUUGCUGCCAAUGCUAGCCUCGCACUCAACGUGGGAGGAAACGUCUUCCAGGUUGACGACACUGCUCGUCAAAAACAGCAAGCUUCGCCGGCUACACCAGAAGACGACCCAAUUGCUAUGGCGCUUGCGGAGCUGAAGGGGGUGACGUCGGGGAGUAACAAGAUGAAUGGUAGCGGUGGUGGGGGAAGGGUGUCGGCAGAUCACUAUCAUGGUAUUGCCACGCCCGCUCCUGGAGGGAGGUCGGGAGCGAUGAGUGUAAGCGGGAACAGCGCUGUUGUUGCUGCCAUGAGGGGGACGCCGCCGCCAAGUUAUGAUCAGCAGGUUCAGGUUCAGCGGUUGGGGGUGCCGCCGCCGGCGGUCACGUCCAAGGCGAUGAAGGCGGCUUCGGAGAAGUUUCAGACGCAGACGAGGAGCUUGUUUGAUGGGGGACGGCCGGGGUCUGGGGGGGGUGGUGGGGGGGAUUAUGCUAGGAGUAUGUCGAGGCCGGGGACGAGGGGGAAUGAUACGGUCAGGGCGGCGAGUCCGGCGCCGACGAGGAGUGCUAGUCCUAGACCGGGGUCGAGGGCUAGUCCCAGUGUCGGGUAUGGGAAUGGGAGUGCGAGUCCGAAUAUGUUUUCGAGUUCGACGGGGAGUCAGCAUCAGAGUCAGCAGCAUCGGGGGUCUGUGUCGUCACAGCAGCAGCAUAGGGGGAGUUAUUCUGGUCGGUAUGAGCAGCCCGGGAGGGGGUCGCCGAGCGUGAUGGGUGACGGGAGGAGUGCGAGCCCGGCGCCGUAUAGUCAGAGGCCGGCGAGUAGUAUGUCGGGACACCAGAAUCAUUCGAUGGCGCUUUCGGUGGCGGGGUCGAUCCCGACGGGUGGUGGUGGGGAUGAGGGGAGUUUGUAUGGGGGGAGUCAGAGGGGGAGGCAUGGGAGGAGCAAUACGGCCGGGAACGUCAGGGCGGGGAGCAGUGGGAAUGUGGUGGCGAGCAAUAUGAGUUUGUAUGAGGGGAGUGGUGGGAAUGGAGGGGCGAGCAGGGCGAGGAGCAAGAGUGUUGCUGCUGGGGGGGCUGGGGGGAGGGAUAGGCAGGUGGGAGAUCCGGGGACGUAUACUAGGGAUGGGAGGGCUAUUAUGCAUUUUGCUCGAGCACUGUAUAUGUACCAAGCGGCGAUUCCGGAGGAGCUGGGGUUUGCAAAGGGGGAUGUUUUGGCUGUGUUGAGGCAUCAGGAUGAUGGGUGGUGGGAGGCGACGGUGCAGGGUGGGAAUGGGCAGGUUGGGUUGGUGCCCAGUAACUAUUUGCAGCCUCUGAGUUAGGGGAGUUGAACAGGGCAAAGGAGAUAUGAUGGGGAAAGGAGAAGAUGGCGAGAGGAGGAUAGUAGGAGGUUAUGGGAUGGAGGUGGAAAAGAAGAUGUGGGAAAGGGGUGAAUCCCUCCGACUUCUUCACGGCGGUAUGGUUGGGGUUGGGUUGGGUUGGUGGAUCUGUCAUGGUUUGCUUAUAAUGAUGGGGGAUACCAAGGGCUUGGGUUGGACUUAAGAAGGGGAUGGUGACGAUUUGGGAUGUCUGAAAUGUGUACAUGGAACGAUGGGGUUUUGUAUUGGGGAUUUUUGCUCGAGCGAGCUUGUUCUGAUUUUGAUUGAUGGAUUCUUUUUCACUUUUUUUCUUUUUCAGCUUGUUUUCUUAUGCUUGGGAUCAUUUUCCGGUUACUGCUACUACGACUACCCCAUUGCUAUGUUGUUGUUUAGUUUUAAGACAGAGAUGGAAAUAAACGUGGUCUAUCCAGUUGCAUGUGCGUCGGGAGAGAUGUUUAUCUUUCCUGCUACCAGGCCGGUAGUAGUUCGUACCAUCGGAGUCAUCAGUUGUUGACAGAUGGGCGUUUACGCCAUCUUCUCGUGUUCUUUGAACACACUCAGACGACCAUGUUCCAGUUACGCUUUCA